GGGGGGGGGAGCGGAGCUGCGGAGAGCGGCGCGGCGCUGGCCGGGCGCCGGAGGGGGGGAUUGGGGGAGGGGUGGAGACGAGAAGAGGCGAUGGCGGCCAUCGGCUCCUCCAACAUCGGAUUCCAGCUGCUGAAGAAGUCAGGUUGGAAGGAGGGCACCGGCCUUGGAGCGCAGGAGCAGGGAAGGUUGGAGCCUGUAGAGAGUCGUGUUAAGAACAACAAGCGUGGUCUAGGUUCUAAAGAACCAAAACCAAAGCCAAAGGUGGAUGAUGAUGUUGAAAAAGAUCCCCAAAAGCCCAAGCAGGACAUGCAAUCAAAGAAAAGGGCAAAGCUAGCGGCAAAGAGGAUAAGGAAGAUGCAAGAAGAGGGCAAGCGAUUGCAAGAAAAGGAAUUCGAGAUGGCUUUCUUUAGGGAAUUUUGGCCUGAUAAUGUGUAGAGCAGAGCUACUGACUUUGGCUGAUAAGGCGAAUGUACAGGUCUUUAAACGCAUAGCAUGUUUUGCGACCGCCAAUCUGUUUUGUCAUCCCACUAAGAGCCAGUAUCCAAUUGCCAUUCAAUUCUCACUAAUAUGUGCUGUUGUGUUACAUCUGAUUGUUGGUUCUUAAAAAAUAUGAUUUGGGUUGUUCGUAAUAUCCUGUUUCGGUA
Panicum virgatum (switchgrass) is the source of this 644-nucleotide messenger RNA. Its product is annotated as PIN2/TERF1-interacting telomerase inhibitor 1-like. Gene Ontology annotation, molecular function: nucleic acid binding. Lineage: Eukaryota; Viridiplantae; Streptophyta; Magnoliopsida; Poales; Poaceae. The transcript is spliced from 4 exons. The record is from RefSeq and is a predicted model, not a curated record. Bases 91 to 435 code for a protein of 114 amino acids.